Eruca vesicaria subsp. sativa (arugula) is the source of this 516-nucleotide messenger RNA. NCBI's taxonomy places the organism in Eukaryota, Viridiplantae, Streptophyta, Magnoliopsida, Brassicales, Brassicaceae. The record is from the annotation of a GenBank genome assembly.
AUGGGCACUUUGGUUACCGAUUUUAGAGGGGUUUCAGAACACACGUGUCAGCAAUUGAGGGAGAGUAGUAACUCCCCGUUUAUUUUCUUCUUCUUGUCUUCUCUAGCUCACGGAACUCAUCUCACCGGAGAACGACGACACCGACGAAUCGAAAAUCUUCCACUUCUUCGUCAAGAACAAUGUCUUCGUCGUCAUCGACAAAUCAAUCAAACAAGAAUCCAAUUUCUCGGCCGAAGCGAAGCAAGAUCAGCCCCACUCGGCGACGCCGUAACCGCUGUAAUCCUUUCGGAGAUAUCACAAACCAGAAGAGCGGCUCGAAGAUAUCCCAAGCCAAUCGCGAAAUCAAACUUACUCGUUCCUUACGAAGACAUCAAAUUGCGUAAUGCUUCUUCACAAGGAUCAUCAUCCUUCGUUGCAGAGUCAAAUUUGGUAAAUGAUGAUGAUGAGGUUGAUGAUACUGAUAGUAACCUUGUGGAUCCACAGCUUUGUGGUGCCUUUGCUUGCGAUAUCUUCUGA